Messenger RNA from Onychostoma macrolepis, 2396 nucleotides. Its product is annotated as cytochrome P450 1A1. Gene Ontology annotation, molecular function: heme binding; iron ion binding; oxidoreductase activity, acting on paired donors, with incorporation or reduction of molecular oxygen, reduced flavin or flavoprotein as one donor, and incorporation of one atom of oxygen. Lineage: Eukaryota; Metazoa; Chordata; Actinopteri; Cypriniformes; Cyprinidae. Gene Ontology annotation, biological process: hormone biosynthetic process; progesterone metabolic process. The record is from RefSeq and is a predicted model, not a curated record.
UUUUUUUAUUUAUUUAUUUAUUUUAUCACAUCUGCAAAGUUCAUUCUUGCUUGUACUUCGAUCAUCUCGACGCCCCUCGUGUUCUGCUGUGCUUCUGUGUGAUUAAACCUGUGGUUUGUGCGGUCAUUGAGACGCGCUUUGCAGACAUUUUUCAGCUGGUGAAACUUUUUUCUAAAGUAUUUUAUUGCGAACACGGGAUCUGUCAACAGUGGUCUCAAAGUCAUUUGGAGUGGCCGCCAUGUAUCUUGAGGAGAUUUCUCAUACAGCUGGAGUGACUUUGGUCCUCUGUGUCUUUGCUGUGCUUUUGCUGGCUCUCCAUGGUCGACGGAGAGAACCGGGCUGCUCCUUGCCCCCAGGUCCCACUCCUUGGCCGCUAGUGGGAAAUCUUUUCCAGAUGGGGGAAGAGAUCCAUUUGUCUUUAACAAACCUGAGGGUUCAGUAUGGAGAUGUGAUCCAGAUAAAAAUGGGUUCUCUUGUGGUGGUCGUUUUGAGUGGCUAUUCUACCAUCAAGGAGGCUUUGGUACGUCAAGGACAGGCGUUUGCUGGACGCCCUGACUUCUUUACCUUCUCUGCAGUUGCUAAUGGCACCAGUAUGACGUUUAGUGAGAAGUAUGGAGAAGCUUGGGUGCUUCACAAAAAGAUCUGCAGAAACGCCCUAAAGACCUUCUCCCAAGCUGAGUCCCGAGACUCAAACGCUUCUUGUCUUUUGGAGGAAUGUAUCUGUGCAGAGGCCGUGGAUAUGGUGGAGGCUCUGAAGAAACAAGGAGAUGAGGUUGGAGAUUCAGGGCUCAACCCAGUUAAGUUGCUAGUGACCUCGGUUGCCAAUGUGGUUUGCACAUAGCAUCUCUGCUUUGGGAAGCGGUAUGCCCAUGACGAUAAAGAGUUCCUCACCAUCGUCAACACCAAUAAUGAAGUGCUGCGCCUCUUUGCUGCAGGGAAUCUGGCAGACAUUUUCCCCAUCUUCCGUUACCUGCCCAGUCCGUCUCUGCGAAAGCUGCUCCAGUACAUUGACAGAAUGAACAACUUCAUGGAGCGCAACAUCACUGAACAUCUCAUCACCUUUGAUAGGAACUGUAUCCGGGACAUCACUGAUGCCCUAAUAGCAAUGUGUGAAGACAGGCAGGAGGACAAGGAAACAGCUGUUCUCAGCAACUCGCAGAUCAUCCACAGUGUCGUUGACAUCUUCGGAGCUGGUUUUGACACUGUCAUCACCGGUUUGCAGUGGAGCCUUUUAUACCUGAUCAAGUUUCCAGACAUCCAGGCUAAAAUCCUCCAGGAGAUAGAAAGCCAGGUUGGUGUGAACAGGUUACCACAGUUUAAAGACAAGCCAAACAUGCCGUACACAGAAGCUUUCAUAUAUGAAGUGUUUCGUCAUGCAUCCUACAUGCCUUUCACCAUACCUCACUGCACAACUGAUAACGUUACACUAAAUGGAUACUUCAUUCCCAAAGACACAUGUGUGUUCAUCAACCAAUAUCAAGUCAAUCAUGACAUGGAUAUUUGGGGUGAUGCUGAGGCUUUCCGGCCUGAACGUUUCAUCACCUUGUCUGGCCAUCUAAAUAAAAAGCUGACUGAGAAGGUAAUGAUAUUUGGCAUUGGAAUACGCCGUUGCCUCGGUGACAGCUUUGCCCGUCUGGAGAUGUUUGUCUUCUUAACCACCCUGCUGCACCAGCUGCACAUAGAGAAUGUUCCAGGGCAGGAGCUUGACCUGAGCUCUACCUUUUCCCUCACCAUGAAGCCCAGGCCCUUCCAGAUAAAAAUCUCAACUCGUAACUAAGCUAUUAUAUUUCAGAUAUUAUAUGUACACCAAAUGGACCUACAAUGCACCUCACAAUGAUUGCUAAAAUCGCAAAACAAAGCUGAUGUUGGGCAUCACUGAACUGCUAAGCUAAUUAACCACAUUAAUUAAUUAAUUAACCACAUUAAUUCAGCUCAACUGUAACUUGAAUAUUUGCUAUUGCACAUAAUUGUGUAAUCUAAGCAUGUCCAUGCAUUAUUUGUGAUAAUACAUGAUAGCUAAGCAUCUAAGUUACUGUUUGUACUUUUAGCACAAACAGUAAAGCUUUUGAAAAGCUGCUUUGUGUUAAACUGAAUCAGAAUUAAUGGUAGUGAUGAUUUUGCAUUAAUGAACAAAUAUUUUUUAAUAAUUAAUCAAAUGUAAUUCAGUUUAAUAUUAUCAAUUUGCUAUAAAAUAUUAUAGUUUCAAAUUAUAUUUACUGUGAAGUUGUCAAGUCUAUCAUAUUACUGAACUCUGUUAACCAUCUUAUUUUUAUAGGACAAAAUUUUUAUAUACCACUUGUUUCAUUUUUCAAGUUUGUGAAGAGAGCGGACUGUUUCAGAUCUGUUUGUUUCUUACAAUAAAGCAUAAGCUGGUAUUGAUGAAGUAACAUUCAAAA